This is a messenger RNA of Eriocheir sinensis (Chinese mitten crab), 2642 nucleotides long. It is a transcript of the gene Cog4, whose product is annotated as conserved oligomeric Golgi complex subunit 4-like. The record is from RefSeq and is a predicted model, not a curated record. Bases 101 to 2512 code for a protein of 803 amino acids. Lineage: Eukaryota; Metazoa; Arthropoda; Malacostraca; Decapoda; Varunidae. The transcript has 18 exons.
CGGCGGCCAUCAUCGCCAUCAUCAGGAGGCGGGUCAGCUGCUGCGGCGCCGAGCUGUCAGACGCCCUCCACCUGUAUUUACUUAUUCCACCCUCUUGACGAUGGUGGACGAGGAGGAGCACGUGGACCCCAGGAAGCUGACGUGCCUGGCCGACAUCCAGAAGGCCCACGACAAGCUGUGCCGGGAGGAGGUGGCCGUGGCGGAGCGUUUGGAGUGGAGCGUGGGCAACCGUCACCACCUGGAGGCCCGCCUGUCCCAGCUGGCCCGCCUGGUGCCCACACUGCAGCUGGUGCGCGCCGACGCCAGGCAGCUCGAGAACACCAUCUCCUUCACACACCAGCUGGCUAACAAUGUUUCUGCCAAAGUUCGCCAGCUGGACUUGGCAAAGAGCCGUGUGGUGGAGACGCAAGCACGGGUUGGUGACUUGCUGGACCUGGAGGGCUGCAGCGGGGGAGUGGCCACGGCGCUAACACAGGAGGACUAUGAGACGGCAGCGGCGCACAUCCACCGCUUCCUUGCCAUGGAUGAGACACUACUCCUGCACACAACCGACUCCGCCAGCAAAGCCGAGAACGUGGAGUCAUGGUUCGAACGUUUGCGGCAGGCGGAAAAGGAGCUGAGUGGCCUUAUCACACACAAGUUCGAUGAGGCUGUUAAGCGCGAGGACAUGGCCAGUGUGGACCGGUUCUUCAAGCUGUUCCCGCUCCUCAACAAGCACCAAGAGGGACUAAGGAAGUUCACCACCUACCUGUGCGCUAAGGUCCAAGAGUCCACGGCCCAGAACUUGGCCUCAGCGCAGAACCUUGGGCCGAGAGAGAAGCGCUCGCACGUGGUUUGGGCCGACACCUUCACGCUGCUGUUUGAGGGCAUCGCCAGAACCAUUGAAGUGCGCCAGCCCAUCAUAGAGACUUACUACGGUGAGCAUUUCCCAGUUAGUCUUCAUAUACAAAUUCUAGUGCAUCAGAAUUUUUAUAUAUAUGCCCUCUACCCUCUCCCAGGCUUGCUGUUGUAUGAUGUUUCCUCAAUCUCUCACAUCCCAUAUCAUUUCCCUGUCACCUCCCUCUCGCACCCAUAUCACACUGUCACCAAUACUUUCCCAUGCAUCAUACCUUGCUUAUAUCCUCUGUCACCCCAUACCUUGCACAUUCUAGUAACAUUACCACCCCACUCCCCUUCCAUUACCAGGUUGGGUGUGGGCCGGGAGCUGCGGAUUGACCAGCCUGACCCAAGGGACCUGGACACACUGCUCGGGGAACUGACGCUGAUCAACGCACGGGCGGAACUCUACCUUAGGUUCAUCAGGAGGAGAGUGGCGGCCGAUUUCGAGGCUUCACUCCCGGAGAAAGAUGUACGGGAGAAGAAGGAGAGUGAGUUUGAGGCCAAGUUGUCGCAGUCCCAGCUGGUGUGCGACAUGGCAAUCUUCGUGGGUGACUACACCGUCCUGGAGCAGUUCUACCUUAACGAGUCCUUCAAGAAAGCGCUGGCCAUGGACACAGUGGAGGACGGCGCACAGACUUCUUCCAUUGUGGACGACGCUUUCUACAUCAUCAAGAAGAGUAUUAGGCGGUCCAUUGCGUCGAGCAGCGUGGACGGCGUGUGUGCCAUGCUGAACCACGCGGUGACCCUCGUGGAGACCCAGUUGGCCGAGGGUUUCCGACAGACGCUGAGAAAGGGGUUCCCGGCACAGGGCUACCUCGACCUCAACCAAGCCUAUACAGUCCUACAGUCCUCACUGCAAUCCACACUACAGGCCGGGAAGAUCAACUCCUCAUCGACAGACUCGGACGCAUUGAGACAGGCAUUCCUGACGGCCCUCAACAACACGGAGACGAGCAUUCGGCACAUCCGCAGUCUGCACGGCUCGCUGGAGGAGAGCGUCAACACCGCCAUGCCGGGCCUCUCCAUGACAGCCCGGGCCAAGCUGGACUCCUGCCUCAAUGACCUCAAGGCAACCACAGGCAAACUGGCGCUGGUCGGGGAGUUUGGAAUCUCUCAGCUGCGUGCGACAGCCGUCAAGCCGCGAGUGAAACCGUGGGUGGACACCUUCAACACAACCUCCCACGACAUCAAGGAGGAAGAGUUUGCGUCGUACGAGGCCAACGACCCGUUCAGCCAGAGUUUGAUGGUUCAGGUGGACGGGCUGCUGGGCUCCUUCGCACCGCUGCUCACCGAGGACAACUACAAGGCGCUGGUGGGUGUGCUGGUGGGGGAGGUGGCCGAGCAGCUGGAGAAAGCCGUCUUCAAGUCAUCAUUCAACAGGCUGGGCGGCCUGCAGUUUGACCGAGAGGUGCGGGCCAUCGUGGGCUACCUCUCGCAGGUGUCGGAGUGGGGCGUGAGGGAGCAGCUGACGCGCCUCACCCAGAUGGCAACACUGCUUAACCUGGAGAGCCUAGCAGAGGUGUCCGAGUACUCCACCACCACCACCUGGAGACUCACGCCGUCGGAGAUGAGGAAAGUGCUGCAGCUGAGAGUGGACUUCAAGGCUGAGGAGAUCAAGAGACUGAAGCUGUAGUGGGUGGCAAGAGAAGCUGUCCCGGGUGGUGGUCGUUGGUUCUCCCUUCCCAGCGCCGUGCCACGCAGCCGCCCCUGGCAAGAGAAACUGAUGUAACAAUUCUAAUAAAAGUACCUGGACACGUUUUGAA